AUGACCACACGCUCCUCCGAUUACGCCGGCGUUCAAUCCAACAGUCAAUUUCUGCCGUACAACUGGGAAGAUGAAGAUCGAUUUUACACUCUUCAUUUCGCAUUGAGAGAUUUAUUUAGCAGUAACGUUAUGCCAGCGGUGUUACCAAGAUUAAUCAAAGGCGCAUGCGUCGUCGAUAUAGGAUGUGGCAAUGGUCCUUGGAUUACGGAUAUGGCAACGCAGUACAGCGAAUGCGAGUAUGUGGGCGUCGAACCCAGCGUAGACAUGUUGCCUGAAGCCAUGCCGUUACCCAAUGUUCGAUUUGAGGUGGCCGAUAUUAUGGACAAAUUGCCUUUUGAAUCCAACUCGGUAGAUGUUGUUCAUAUUCGCGCUCAAGGACUUCAAUUCAAAAAGGAAGAGUGGGUGAAAGCCCUGCGCGAAGUGUAUCGCGUGUUGAAACCUGGAGGCAUGGUACAACUUUUAGAGUUGCAUAAUGCGGUAAGUCUCGGAAACCUGGACUAUGACAUUGCCACCAAAUUGGGACCUAUCCUGGAAGAAAGUGGAUUCCAACUGGCACAGCUAAAGAAAAAGAAAGUUCAUUUCGCUUCGGAUGGUAGAUUGGGUGAAACGUUUGUGGCGGUUACGCUGAGAACGUUCCAAGCAGCCCAAGACUUUUUAGCACCUCUUAUGGGUCUGGAUAUCGACGACUACCGUCAUCGAGUAGAAAUGGUGUGUGCUCAGUGCGUUAAACACAACGCGCACCUCACAUGGUAUGCCUACGUCGGUAAAAAACCCUAG
This is a messenger RNA of Radiomyces spectabilis, 777 nucleotides long. Its product is annotated as S-adenosyl-L-methionine-dependent methyltransferase. Gene Ontology annotation, molecular function: methyltransferase activity. Bases 1 to 777 code for a protein of 258 amino acids. The record is from RefSeq and is a predicted model, not a curated record. NCBI's taxonomy places the organism in Eukaryota, Fungi, Mucoromycota, Mucoromycetes, Mucorales, Radiomycetaceae. The transcript has 6 exons.